CUUAGGGGAAAGAAAGAAAAGACGCCUGCAUGGGCGCACGAAGAGGGGGAGUUUAAUACACUCACUCAUAUUGGCUUGGGCUCAGGUGUGCUAAAGUAAUGAACUUUUAUUCUUUAAGUAGAAGUUAGGUCUGUGAUUUGCAAGUUUUAUAAGGGUGGACAUAAAACCCAGGAUCAGCCAUCCGUAAAAUCUGGUAACAUCAUGUUUUGGAGAAUGUGGCUCUACUGUGUUUCUGUGCUGGUGUGCGCAGUGGUGGUGAGCGCCCAGUUCCCCAGAGAGUGCGCAACCCCGGAGGGCCUCAGAAGCGGACAGUGCUGCCCGGCGCCCCCCGCACUCCCCGGGGACCCCUGCGGCUUCGUCGCGGGCCGCGGACAGUGCGUGUCCAUCACGGCGGAUGUGCGGCCGCACGGACCUCAGUAUCCCCACGACGGUCGGGACGAUCGGGAACGGUGGCCCGUCCGCUUCUUCAACCGCACCUGCCAGUGCAACGGGAACUUCAGCGGAUAUAACUGUGCCCGCUGCAGACACGGAUGGUCUGGGGCCAACUGUGAUCAAAGGGUUUCUGUUGUGAGGAGAAACGUGAUGCAGCUCAGCACUGACGAAAAGCGUGCCUUUGUAAAUGCACUGGAACAGGCCAAGCGCAUCACGCACCCCGACCUGGUGAUCGCGACACGCCACUACUCGGACAUCUUUGGCCCUGAUGGGAACACCGUGGAGUUUGAAAAUAUCACAAUCUACAACUACUUCGUCUGGUCUCAUUACUACUCUGUCAGCAAGACAUUCCUGGGCGCUGGGCAGGCCAGCUUUGGCGGGGUGGACUUCUCACACGAAGGGCCCGGGUUCCUCACUUGGCACAGGUACCAUCUGCUGCAGCUCGAGCAAGAUAUGCAGGACAUGCUGCAGGAUCCCUCCUUCGCCCUGCCCUACUGGAACUUUGCCAUCGGUGGGAACACAUGUGACAUCUGCACAGACGACCUGAUGGGAGCCAGGAGCAGCUUUGACAUGAAUUCCUUGAGCCCUAACUCUGUCUUCUCGCAGUGGAGGGUCGUCUGCGAGAGCGUUGAGGACUAUGACACGCUGGGGACCAUCUGCAACAGCACAGAGACCUCUCCCAUCAGGAGAAACCCAGCAGGAAACGUCAACAGGCCCAUGGUCCAGCGUCUCCCAGAACCCCAGGAUGUGGCUGACUGCCUACAAGUUAACACUUUCGACACACCACCUUUCUACUCCACUUCCUCUGAGAGCUUCAGAAACACAGUCGAAGGCUACAGCGCCCCCCAGGGGAACUACGACCCCAUAGUGAGGAGCCUCCACAACCUUGCUCACUUGUUUCUGAAUGGAACGGGAGGACAGACGCACCUGUCACCCAACGACCCCAUCUUCGUCCUGCUACACACCUUUACUGACGCUAUAUUCGAUGAAUGGCUCAGGAGACACGGUUCAGAUUUAGCUGUGUAUCCUGAAGAAAAUGCCCCCAUUGGUCACAACAGGGGAUACAACAUGGUACCUUUCUGGCCUCCUGUGACAAAUGCUGAGAUGUUUGUGACUGCCCCUGGAAAUCUGGGUUACUCUUAUGAAGCUGAGUGGCCAGGCACACCUUUCACUAUGACCGAAAUAAUAACCAUAGCCUUAGUGGCCGCCCUCGUGAUGGUGGCGCUCAUCUUUGCAGCCACCACGUGUGCUGUGCGUGCCCGCUCCCACAAGAUGGAGGGCCACCAGCCUCUGCUCGGGGAUCAGUACCAGCGCUACGACGAUGACAAAGGCCAAUCUGUAGUCUGAUAUCACCGCUCCAACACGUGCCUUUUCUCCUGAUUUGUCCAGCAACAAAGCAAUGUUGUUCUCUGUUCUCCAUUAAAAAGAGGAAUUGUAUCAGAUGUAAAGAAUAUUAAAGUAAUCCUUUGUCUUUUA
Molecule: messenger RNA, 1908 nt
Organism: Girardinichthys multiradiatus
Lineage: Eukaryota; Metazoa; Chordata; Actinopteri; Cyprinodontiformes; Goodeidae
Product: 5,6-dihydroxyindole-2-carboxylic acid oxidase-like
Exons: 7
Coding region: 202-1779 (525 amino acids)
Biological process (GO): melanosome organization; melanocyte differentiation
Cellular component (GO): melanosome
Molecular function (GO): oxidoreductase activity
Source: RefSeq, a predicted model, not a curated record